Molecule: messenger RNA, 1665 nt
Organism: Talaromyces stipitatus ATCC 10500
Lineage: Eukaryota; Fungi; Ascomycota; Eurotiomycetes; Eurotiales; Trichocomaceae
Product: efflux pump antibiotic resistance protein, putative
Exons: 2
Coding region: 1-1665 (554 amino acids)
Biological process (GO): transmembrane transport
Molecular function (GO): transmembrane transporter activity
Source: RefSeq, a predicted model, not a curated record
AUGGCCAUUCUAAAGAGGCACGAAAGCGACGACGGCAGCUCGUCCAAGGAGAAAGAUUACCAGCAAAGUAAUAGCCAUCUCAACAACUCGAACGAUGACCUCCAGCGAAGCAACCCUACUGACUUUUCGCCAGCUACCACCGAAGCCGACGUACCGCCGCGUGACAUUAAUGGCUGGAAGUGGUGCUUGACACUCGUUUCCAUCUUGGCUUCUACCUUCUUGUAUGCCCUUGAUGCGACAGUGGUAGCUGAUCUCCAACCCGUUAUUCUGCAGGAACUCGGCGGUAUCCAGGAGCUGCCGUGGCUGAGUGUCGCAUUCCUGCUAAGUGCAACGGCCACCAAUCUGCUCUGGGGCCGCAUGUACGGCCACAUCACUGCCAAAUGGUUCUACAUAUUCCACGUGGCAGUUUUCGAAGUUGGCUCUGCAAUUUGUGGUGCUGCUCCAUCUAUCAAUGUCAUGAUCUUGGGCCGCACUAUUGCUGGGAUGGGUGGCUCAGGGCUUUAUGUCGGCUGUAUGACACUCAUCGCCACUACUACCACCCUCACUGAACGUCCCAUAUAUGUCUCCUGUACGGGCUUUACAUGGGGUCUUGGGAUCGUUUUAGGACCUUUAAUUGGAGGUGCUUUCAGCAAGUCGUCUGUGGGAUGGCGAUGGGCUUUCUAUAUAAACCUCUUCAUCGGAGCGGUGUGCGCCCCCUUUUACAUCUUCCUGAUUCCGAAAAAGGAUCCUCGUCCAGGCAUCUCCGUACGGGAUCGCGUGUCAGAGCUGGACUAUCCUGGCAUAGUGCUGCAAGCUGGAAUGCUGUCCGCACUGAUUCUUGCCAUCAACACUGGCGGUAUCUUAUACCCUUGGAACUCCGGCCGCAUUAUCGCAACGUUUGUUGUCUUUGGUUUGCUCUGGGUUCUGCUUGGUAUUCAGCAAGUAUGGGCAAUUGCCACGACAGUCUCACGCCGUAUUAUUCCAGUGCAGUUUUUCCGCUCACGUACUGUGCUUCUUCUCUUCGUGGCCACCGCAGCAGGCGGCGCAUGCGCAUUCACCGAAGGCGCACUUGAGGCUGGAGUGCGUUUGCUCCCUUUUGUGGUAGUCAUGGUGGUGUUUGUCUUUGUCAAUGGCCAACUGAUGGCAAGACUAGGGCACUACAUACCUUGGUUCUUUGUGGGCGGAUUGUUGACCGUCGCCGGCGCCGCACUCAUGUACACGGUUGACCAGGGCACCUCCGAAGACCAAGUGUACGGCUACACGGUGCUAAUAGGCACUGGUGUUGGUAUGUAUCUCCAGGCGUCUUUUUCUGUCACCCAGGCUGUCGUGGAUAUGGAGAAUAUCGCACCAGCCAUCGGUUUCAUCACACUGGCCCAGUUCAUAGGUAUAACCAUUGCUCUAGCCAUUGCCAACUCCAUUCUCUUGAAUUCCAGUCAGGAUAGAAUUCAGCACAUUCUGCCUGAUGUGCCGGUAUCUGAAAUCCAAGGCGCCAUCUUGGGCGCUGGCUCGAGCCUGGUACAGAAUCUUCCGUUAGAUCUCAAGAUUCAAGUUUUCGCUGCCAUUGUUGAUGCCAUCGAUGAAGCGUAUGUUCUUGUCAUCGCCGGUGGAGCCCUUGUCGCCAUUUCAAGUUUGUUCAUGCGCCGCCAAAGGCUUUUUGGUGCCGCGCCUGCUGUUGCGGCUGCUUGA